Molecule: messenger RNA, 4031 nt
Organism: Cinara cedri
Lineage: Eukaryota; Metazoa; Arthropoda; Insecta; Hemiptera; Aphididae
Source: the annotation of a GenBank genome assembly
AUGGAUUCGACACAUAUUAAAAAUAAGUUUAACACGUAUGACAGUGACAUGUAUUCCCAAUAUGAUUACCAUUUGGAUGGAACAAAAGAAGAUCCGGAGGAAAUACUUAGACAAGCUCUACGAUCAUCUUACAGUAGAAGAGCAUCAGUUAGUAUUAUUAAUUAUGACCACAAUGAGUUAUUUAUAUUAUAUUAUAUUAUCGUUAUUUAUAACUAUAAUUAUUUUUUCUUUUAGAUAUCCACUAAAGCUCCUACAGGUCUUCCAUUACCAUUUGCCACAACACCAGUAAGAAAAAAAAUAAUUGUAAAUAGUUACAUAAUGUACAUUAAAUUAUAUAAUACAAUAUGUAAUUUUCAUUAAGCAAAUCAAAGACCCACACGCAAUGAUUUUAAGACCUGAAAGUUCUAGAAGUGGAUCAGAAUCGUCAAAUAGACCUGCAACAGCAGUACGAGGUGCUGGUUAUACAUCACAUUCAUCAACGUAUGAUGUUUUAAGUCAACCUUCGAGAAAUAUGAUAAUGUCAGAACCAAAUAAAGAAGAAAGGUUCAGUGUACUGUUUUAUACCUACAAAUUAAAUAAUAUUUACAUAUAUAUAUUUUUUAAAUAUAAUUUAAUAAUAUUAGAUUUUUCUAAAUAUAAUGAGUGUGUUAAUAAAUCAAAUAAAAUAUUUUAGAAUUGAAGAUAAAAUAAAAAAACUGGAAAAGCGCAUUAAUGAUUUAGUUGAUGAGGCGUGUAUGGCUGAAGCUAGAGGAGAUUAUCAGCUGGGACUGGAGAAAGCAAAAGAUGCUUCAAAUAAGGAAAGAAGUUUAAUUAGAAUGCAAGAGCAAGCAGGAUUAAAUGAUUCACACAAUAUUGAUUUAACUUUUUUGGUAAAUUAUAUAUGUUUUAUUUAUUUAAAUAGAUUAUUUAUCUCUGUAUCAAUGUUUGUUAAUUAAUAGACACAUUGAGAAUUGAAUUAAUAAUUUAAAAAUUAUAACUAAACUGACAAGAUUUUUAUUGUAUCAACUAUUUAGGUUUUAUUUGCAUUAGGUAAUCAAUAUGCAGCAAAUGAAAUGUACACAGAAGCAUUAAAUACGUACCAAGUGAUAUCUAAGAAUCGAUUGUUUCAAAAUGGUGCACGAAUGAGGGUAAAUGUUGCAAAUAUAUAUGAAAAAAUUGGACAGCCUGAAAAAGCAAUAAAAAUGUAUCGGAUGGCUCUUGAUCAGGUUCCAAACACCAAUAAGAGUUUUAAGUAAAUAAUAAAUUUACAUGUUUAUGCAUAACAAGGUACAAUAUAUUAUAAUUGGUGUUAUUUUUCAGGCGAGCUAUUACACAUAAUAUUGGUGUUAUAUUUUUGAAAUUAAGUAAAUAUGAAGAUGCUUGUUCAAACUUUGAGUAUAUAAUGCAUGAAAAACCUAAUUUUAAAGCUGGAAUGCAUGCCUUGGUGUGCUACUAUAUGUCAGGCAAUAAAGAGAAAUCAAAGCAUUUAUUCAAACAAAUGCUAGAAAUAUCAUUGGAUAUAGACUUUGAAGAUAAAUAUGCUGCUCAUUCUGUAAGAUAUACAAGUAGAUAAUACUUUACAAUUCUUAAAUUGAAAAAUUAAAAAUUAGAACUCUAUUGACUAAAUACAUUUUAGGAUGAAAUUGAAGCUACAUUACUAGCAGAAGCCAUAAAAUCUGAUUCGCUCACCACGUAUGAAAAACAAAUAAAGACAAAUUUUGAAAAAACAAUUCUUAAUGCGGCACAUCUUAUAUCUUCAAUUAUUGAAGAUACAUUUACUGAAGGUUACACAUGGUGUUUAGAAACAAUUAAAAUGUCACGUUAUUCAUAUUUGGCUGGUCACUUGGAGAUAAACAAAGCAGUUGGAUUUUUAUAUCAAAACAACAUAGCACCAGCAAUUGACACUCUUAAAGCAUUUGACAACAAGGAUAGCAAAGUAGCGAGUGCAGCUGCAACAAAUCUGUCGUUUAUACACUUUUUGGUAUGUCUAUUAACAAAAUGUAAAUCAAUAGUUAGUAACUAGUGUAAUGCAUAUAAUGUAUUUUUUAGAAAGGUGAUUUAGAACAAGCAGAAAGAACUUCAAUAGCAGCUUGUGAAACAGAUACAUCCAAUGCUUUGGCUUAUGUAAAUCAUGGAAACUGUUACUUUGUCAAACAAGACUAUUUUAAAGCAAAAGAGCUCUACAUACAUGCACUAGAGAGAGACGUGAUGUGUUCAGAAGCAAUGUACAACUUGGGUUUAACUAAUAAAAAACUUGGGCACUUAGACGAUGCACUAGAUUGUUUUCAAAAGCUUCAUGUUGUUAUAAGUAACCAUCCGGAAGUUAUUUAUCAAAUUGCAUUACUAAAUGAAAUGAUUGGUGAUCUAGAACAGGCGAUAGAGUGGUAACUAUAAAUAAGUAAACCAAUUUAAAUAUUGAAAAUAUUUUUAUUUUUUAUUUUUCCAUAGGUAUUUACAAUUACUGAGUAUAGUCCCUGACGAUGUUGGUGUUUUACAAAAAUUAGGCGAUAUUUAUGAAAAUAUAAAUGACAAACAACAAGCAUAUCAUUAUUAUUAUGAGGUUUCAAAUAGUUUACACAUACAUAAAAAAUGUUUUUAAUUUAUUUUAUUAAUUUAAAUUAAAUUUUAGUCCUAUCGCUAUUAUCCUUCCAAUUUAGAAGUACUGGACUGGUUAGGAGCAUACUUUGUUGAAAUGAAAGUUCCAGAAAAAGCAGUAGACUACUUUGAACAAGCUUCUCUUAUGCAGCCCGCUGAACCAAAAUGGCUCAUGUUAAUUGGGUCAUGUUAUAGAAGAGCAGGAAAUUUUCAAUUGGCUCUACAGACUUAUAAAGAUGUAUUAAACAAAUUUCCAGAUAACACAGAGUGUAUGUUAAUAUUUUAAUAUUAAAUUAAGAUUAAUUACAAUAAUUUUUGAGUAUAAUUAAUAUAUUGGUUUAGGUCUUAAACUAUUGAUCAGAAUAUGUACAGAUUUAGGAUUAAAAGAAGUAUCAGAAUAUAGUGAAAUGCUAAGAAAAGCUGAAAAAACUAAGGAUAUUAGAGAACGUAUAAGUACAGCUCGCACCGGUUAUCGCAAAACAAUGGAAACAAGGGGCAGCACCAGUGUGAUUUCAAAUUCUAAUACAAAUAACUAUACUCAAAAACAAACAACUUCAGGAGAAACAAAUAUAUAUGUACACAACAGCCCAAAAGAUCAGGGUAUUUUAAAUAUUAUUUUAAUUAUAAUAUAAUUAUUUAUGAGUUGUUCAGCAGUUCCUUAACUAUGGCAACGGCCCCUUUAAAUGCAACACUCAUGCUGGGAUGUCUGGAAACUAAAGUUUAACAACUUUUGAAAAAUAUAAUGUUCAGUAUUGAAUUUAUAAUCCUUUUAAAUGAUAUUUUAAUCAUUAUUUUUAUAAUGUUAAAAGUAUUUCAUCCCCCCCCUUAAAUGCACUUUAUUAACUUAUAAAUUAUUGUGUUAAGGACCUGUAGGUAAUUCUUCACAGCGACCACGAACAGCUAGAGGAGGAACAGCUAUGAUUACUACAUCAAUGCCUUUAACAAGUGCAUAUGCACGUCAAAAUAUUUCUGAUGAAAUGAAUAUUUAUGUUCAUCAAGACAUAAAAUCAACCAAUGGUAACCUGAAACAUUUUAUUAAUAACUUACUCUAUAUAAUAUAGUAGUUCAGUGCUUGGCCAUUUCUUUUAAAAAUUAAUAUGUUCCUAUUUAAUAUAUUUCUGAUUCAAUAAUAUUACUAAAGUUAAUAGUGUAGGGUUUCUAUUUUCUCUUAUCUACAUUCAGCUUAUAACGAGACCACAAUGACCUGCAGAAAGAAUAACAAUUAACAAUUUUGAAUUUAUAUCCUACAAAAAAAUGACUUAAGGAAUGUAUUCUUUCUAAAUACUGAAGUAAUAAAAUAUAUCUGUAUAUAAAUAUGCAUUUGUUUACUUUUUAUAGAAACUUAUAAUGAUCCAUUAGGACCCAUACAGAGACCACGCACAUCCACCUCAAGACCUAUUACAUCGUUGGAAAAAGAAUUUGCAAAUGAACAAGUUCAAGAUCUUUUACCAGAAUAA